This is a messenger RNA of Chlamydomonas reinhardtii, 1355 nucleotides long. RefSeq lists its product as uncharacterized. NCBI's taxonomy places the organism in Eukaryota, Viridiplantae, Chlorophyta, Chlorophyceae, Chlamydomonadales, Chlamydomonadaceae. The transcript is spliced from 4 exons. The coding region runs from base 84 to 866 and encodes 260 amino acids. The record is from RefSeq and is a predicted model, not a curated record.
ACACUGCAGACUGUUAUCAUAACUACUGGUACCUGCAUUAGACGAGGCUUGGCCAUCGCGACGGCAGUGGACCCGUGAUGGCGAUGUGCCCGCUCCGUAGCCGGCUGAUCGCUUCCCCCAAAGCUUUCCACGUGCGUUCGUCCCAGCCCAAUGUGUGCCGCCUUGUGACCGUGGACUUCCGGCCCGAUGGCGCGGUCGGCAUUGCCGCAUUCCGGAAUGCGAGCGUCAACGACCACAUUGCGCUUCUUGUCAAGGAGGCGGCGGAGGUUCGGGGGCUCGUCGACAAGCAGGACGCGAGUAUCGCUAAGCAGGACGCGAGAAUCGCUAAGCAGGGCGCGAGAAUCGCUAAGCAGGACGCGAAGAUUGCCAAGCAGGACGCCAGAAUCGCUAAGCAGGACUCGGUAAUCCUGGUCAUCGGAGAGGACAAGGUCAUCAACGUUGCGACGCAGGUAUGCAUAGCUGUGCGGUACGUCGAGCUCACGAGGCUCUACGACUCCGGCUUGUUGGAAAAGAAACCCAAGAUGAUGUUCUACGAGACGACCCCGUCGCCGUACAGCAGCCUGCUCCGACUGCUUAAGGACGUCUCCAUGAAGCCACUCAUGGAGGACGUGCCGGAUGGCGAGACCAUCGAAGCGUUCGCCGUGAAGGUGGAUGCUCUGUGCCGCGACAGGAACCGGAGCACUCACCCGCCCAGCACAGCAGAGCUGGACAGGAUGGUGGAGGCUGCUCUGAUGCUGGUGUCACCGCAGAUGGCAGCGCAGAGCCCCGCGGCGGCGCACGCCUGCUUCAUUCUGCAGGCCUACCGGGACAAGCUCAAGCCCCUGAUGCGGCCCUACCUGUUGGCAGCGGCCGUGGAGGAGGCGUAGGUUGUGCGUACAAAGGGCUUUGUUGCAGGAGCGGAAAAUUCCAGCGUUGCAGGGGGGCGAGGCCUUGGCCCCAGAUUUGGCAUCGAGAACGCGCUACAGUGGGAGGCUUCGCGAGGGUGUGGGGGGCCGUGGCGGGUAAGGGAGCAGUACAAGUCAGCGUGGGGCCCAUGGACAUCACGCACAGUAGAUGCGGGGGGUCAGCUCCAGCAGCUAAGGUCAAGGAGCAUGCUGGCAAAUGGUUUGACAAGUGUCGCCGCCUGCUGGCAGCAGUAAGCACCAGUUCUUGAGGACUGAGGAGGAAUGAGGACUGUCAGUACGGUGAGCAUUGAUGUGCGGUGCAGGUGCAGUUUGGGCCGAGAUGGGUGUGGGUGGCUCAUGCUGGAUGUGCUUGGAUUGAAUGUCCGUUAAUUGCCUGCGGGAUUUUGUUUGCUUUGCUUUACGGAACAGUAUGGCGCUGCGCAGACUUCAGCAUUGUAACGCCUCAUCGAA